Messenger RNA from Setaria italica (foxtail millet), 1451 nucleotides. Its product is annotated as polygalacturonase. Bases 1 to 1287 code for a protein of 428 amino acids. The transcript has 9 exons. Gene Ontology annotation, biological process: anther dehiscence; pectin catabolic process; fruit dehiscence. Gene Ontology annotation, molecular function: polygalacturonase activity. Lineage: Eukaryota; Viridiplantae; Streptophyta; Magnoliopsida; Poales; Poaceae. The record is from RefSeq and is a predicted model, not a curated record.
AUGGGUCUAGAGAGGCUUCUUCUAGCCUCCAUCGUUGCCAUGUCGAUCUUUCCUCGCAUGCUGCUAAAUCUUGCCAAUUCGGAGAAAAUCUUCCCGGAGGCUGAAGGCCCGACGGCCGAAAGUUCGGACGAGCUGUGGCUCAGGUCCCGGCAGCCGCCGAGGGUCGUCGACGUCGACGACUACGGAGCCGAAGCCAACGGAUGCAAUGACACCGAGGCGUUUCUUGCGGCGUGGAGAGAGGCAUGCAACGCCUCCGACUACCGGUCCGUGUUCCUCGUGCCUGAGGGGAAGACCUACCUCCUGACGCCCGUGAGCUUCCGUGGCCCUUGCAGAGCUAGCUCCAUCACUGCAAUGAUAAAGGGGACUUUGGAGGCUCCAUCCAACCGGUCGGUUUGGCUGGAUCAUGACCUGCAAGACUGGAUCACGUUCGAGGGCAUCGAUCGCCUCCGUGUCCUCGGCGGCGGGACGCUCAAUGGGAACGGGCAGCAGUGGUGGAUCAACUCGUGCAAAUUCAACACAUCAAUGCCAUGCGUCACUGGCCCGACGGCGCUGUACUUCAGAAGAUGCACACACCUAAUCGUGGAGGACCUGGAGGUGAGGGAUAGCAUGCAGAUGCACGUCGCGAUCGCCUACUCAUGGAAAGUGCUCAUUUCAAAGCUGUUCCUCACUGCACCGGGAUGGAGCCCCAACACUGAUGGCAUCCAUGUAUCCAACAGCAAGGAAGUGUCCAUAAGCGACUGCAGCAUCAGCACAGGUGAUGACUGUAUCUCCAUUGUGACUGGCUCGAUGUUUGUACGGGUGACAGACAUAUUUUGUGGACCGGGCCAUGGAAUAAGCAUUGGUAGCCUAGGAGCAAACAGCUCAUGGGCCCAUGUCUCUGACGUACUGGUGGAGAAGGCCACUCUGCUAGGCACUACCAACGGUGUGCGGAUCAAAACUUGGCAGGGAGGACAUGGCUAUGCUGAGAGGAUAACUUUUCAAGAUAUAUCAAUGAAUAAUGUUACUAACCCUAUAAUUAUCGAUCAGAAUUACUGUGACUCUAAGAAACGAUGUGAUGAGCAGGAGUCAGCUGUUGCCGUACGUGAUAUACGCUAUAGAAACAUCCAUGGAACAAGUGCUUCAAAAGUUGCCGUCAGUUUUAUUUGCAGUGGAGCUGUCCGUUGUGAUGGAAUACUGGUACAAGAUAUUUACUUGGUUGGAGAAGGAAGAUAUGCUACAUGUUCUUACACGAACGCCACAAUUGUACAAUUAGGGUAUAGCUUCCCUUUUUGCAGCGCGGAAAUGUAGUACCAUAGGGGUAGCCACAUGCUGUAUACAUGCUUAUUCAUUCAGAACAUUCUAAGAAAGCAAAAGUAGGUAAAACACAUGAUUUAAUUGCCCUCACACUCGGAGUCCAACAUGUUAAUUAGUUUCUUGUUUUGUUACAAGUGUAUGCUGCCAUUUGCUUCAUG